This is a messenger RNA of Coccidioides immitis RS, 1234 nucleotides long. Its product is annotated as N-acetyltransferase. The record is from RefSeq and is a predicted model, not a curated record. Lineage: Eukaryota; Fungi; Ascomycota; Eurotiomycetes; Onygenales; Onygenaceae. The transcript is spliced from 2 exons. Bases 159 to 1142 code for a protein of 327 amino acids. Gene Ontology annotation, molecular function: acetyltransferase activity.
CAGGCCAAUUUCCAAAUUCACCCUCUGAGGGUCAGCCUGAGCUAGCGAAACAUUUAAACACCUUCUUUCCUAGGAAUUCCCCAGAAUCGUCGCAUCUUGAAAUAUUUGGAUCCCUGAGCAACGUCGCGCAAGUCCUAUAACUACCAGCCAUUUACGCAAUGAUUCUCCCGGCCUCCCAUCGUCCAACCCUCUCACGGGACCAGUUGCUCAAAUACGUAUCUUUUAUUUACCAAUGCGACUCUUGCAGCGCAGAGUCGCAGCUCAGCGCCCUUGAAGGUCUGAUUCGAACCGAUCCUCUCCGUGGCCUGACACAAUUGCAACAGCACCACCAAGCUUCGAUACCGUUCAGCAAUUUAAUCCUUCACUACUCGCAGCACCAUUCCAUCUCCCUAGAUCCAGACGUAUUAUUCCAUAAACUCGUGGAGAGGGGAUUGGGAGGGUAUUGUGUAGAGAGCACGGGUUUCUUCUCAAUAGUGAUGAGAACAUUGGGGUUCAAGCUCUAUACCAGUGCGGGAAGGGUGAGCAAAGGCUUUGAGCAAGGGGUGGAGACGGGGGAGUAUAAUGGCUGGGGCCAUAUGGUUAUAAUUGUAACAAUUGGAGUAAACAAAUACGCUGUGGAUGUCGCGUUCGGCCCGAACGGGCAGACUCGGCCUCUUUUACUCAGCCACGGCGCAACAAGCGUCCGAAUAGCCCCGGCAGAAGCGAGACUGGUGAAGGAAAGCAUAUCCGCCAAUACCGAUAGCGAACAAAAGCCUUGGAUAUUUCAGAUACGAUCCAAUGCCGAGGAGGCAUGGCGGGCGGCAUAUUGCUUUUAUGAAAUAGAAUUCCUGCCCAGUGAUUACGAAGUGAUGAAUUUCUCAACAAGUCAAAGCCCAAGAAGUAUAUUUACAAAGACGGUGAUUUGUGCGAAAUUCCUCCUCAAUGAGGCCAAGGACGAUAUUGUGGGAAACCUUUCCCUUGUAAAGGGAACUGUGAAGCGAAAUCUGAACGGGGAUGUGGAAAUUCUUCAAACGCUGAAGAAUGAGGCUGAAAGAGUUGAUGCAUUGAAAAGUUUCUUUAAUGUACACCUCCAACCCCUAGAAGUCCGCGGCAUUCAUGGAAAGAUCACGGAAUUGAAAGACUUGACCGCGACGGCAUUUUAAAAGGGAUUUUGGAAUUCGGGUCGGCAGCGGAGUUUCAUAUUGAAAUGCGGUUUAUCAUAAGCAGCGUAAUUGGAUAACAGAUCUAGCAUAUC